This is a messenger RNA of Polistes dominula (European paper wasp), 1656 nucleotides long. RefSeq names its product tipE homolog 2 phospholipid transfer protein (gene Teh2). The record is from RefSeq and is a predicted model, not a curated record. Gene Ontology annotation, biological process: regulation of sodium ion transport. Gene Ontology annotation, molecular function: sodium channel regulator activity. Gene Ontology annotation, cellular component: plasma membrane. Lineage: Eukaryota; Metazoa; Arthropoda; Insecta; Hymenoptera; Vespidae.
AACUGAACGAACGAAAAGCAAGGGAGAAAAAAAAAUUUACGAAAAAUAAAUAAAAAAUAGAAACAAAAACAUAAUCUAUCAAGAAUAGAUUUGGAAUGUUCGUAAUACGAAAUUUAGCCGAUGAUCGAUGAUAAUUUCAACACGAUUAAUAAAAUAUAUCACUUUGAAAGUUAAUCUGUUAGAAAAUUGAAAAGAAAAACAAUAUUAAAUAUUUUACAUAAAGAACCCCUCCCCCCCCUCUGCCCACCAUCACUACCAACACGACCACCACCACUAGUUCGACUGUUAAUUUAAUUCGACAUCGGUGAAAUUCGUAAUAAACGAAUUUCCAAAACGACGAAUAUCGUCGUGGCUUCGUCGAUAGAAGAUAGAAGAAAAACUCGUCCGAAUCGUCGUAAACGGGGUCCCACGAGAGACCCUGACAAAAUACCAAUCAUUGAUUCCGACGAGUCAACGGUUAUCAUGGGUGCCCAGGAAGAGGACACCAAAUCUAGCAAGUCCAGUACCAUCGGUGGUGUAAUACCGAUGGCAAAGGUUGCUACAUUGGUUGAAAAAGCUAAAUUUUACACGUCACUCUGCUUGGGCACCACUGCCAUACUCGCGGUAUUUGCUUUUCUAUUUUUAAUACCGUUCGUAGUCGAACCAGCAAUAUCAACGAUACUUGCGGAUUUUUCACCUCACGCGGUAGCCUGCAUCACCACGGAACACGUUUAUGCGGAAGGCUUAAAGAAUUGUUCAUGGGCGAGUUGUAGAGAAGGUUGUACGAGUGCUGCGUUACGAUGCCAUCAAAUCAAAGUUAAUUACACGAGAUUACCAUACGAAGAAUUUAUGAAAAAACCUAUUGGCUCUAUACCAUGGGACGUCAGUGAUACGAAAUUUUUUGUCAACACCGAAGGAUGCGGUUAUCCACCUAGAGUUAAUUGUUCUGAUUUUUCCAAAAAAUAUGGUUACCGUAACAUCGGCAAAAUAUUUCCAUGUUAUUACAGUAGAACCCAUCCGGAAACUGUAGUGGCAAGGUAUUCUUGGGAUGAAAAUUUGAAACACCUGGUGCUGGCAUUAACCGUACCGGUUGUUUUAUUUGCCGUUUCUCUUGGAGUAUUAUGUUAUUGGUAUUGUCCACCUGUUAGAAAAACCUGUGGUGGACCUGGACGUAAUCUCAUUGACAAAUACGAAAGAAAGGAAGAUAUUCUUGGAGAGGAUGAAUUCGAAGAGGACGAAGAGGAAUACUGACUGCUACCAAGGGCUCACCCCCCAGCAAGGGAGUGACGCCAAACAUAUUAUCGAAAUGAUUAUGUCAACGUACUUUGCGUAUGAAAACAAAACAAAGAAAUGAAAAUAACCAGUAAAUAUUUUGGGAUAUUGACGUAUUGAUCCAAACGUUUUAUGUCAGAUAUCGAAAUAUGAUAUCGAAGAAAGAAAAAAAGGAACACGGAAAAAAAGAAGAAAGAAACAGAUUGAAGAUCAAACGAACAUCGUCGCAUUUAGCUCGUUACUUCCGAUUAAUCGCCAACUAUCGAUAUAUUCGAGUUAUCUCUCGUCUCUUUCGAACUAAACUAUUAUUCCGCUUAAAUUACGAUUAGUAUUAGUAAACGUGUAAGAGAAAUGUUAGUAAUAAUAAUAUUAAUUAACUAUUUCUCUCUUUCUCUUUUUCUAAUU